ACGGGAAACUUUGUCUUUCGUGUGACCGCUGCAGGAGAUGGAGAAUACCAUCCACCUGAUGAAGCAUGACAUCGACCAGGCGAUGCAGAUGAACCUCAGCAACGAUCUUACAAAGCAGCAGCACCACCACCACCUCCGCCAUGGGCACGUGCACAGCGAGGAUGACGAGUACCCUGGCUGGGAUUCUUCCGGAUCGGACGAAGGAGGCACAAAGGGUGCACGCGAUUCCGAAAACCUGGCCGGCGCUCGUCUGCAAGAGGAACCGUGCAAGUGGCGGUAUUUGAUCCCCGACUCGGAGUCGGUCUGCACCAGCGACGGCUGCUACAUCCAAGUCGGCCACAGCCACGCCGCCUUCUCGCUGCCCAAAGGCACCUGCGGCGAUUUCCACGGCCUCCUGCCGCAGGACCUCAGCUCUGGCUUGCUGGACUCUGACCUCAGGGAAAGCCAGCUGAACGUCAUCCCGUCGCAGUCGAGCCACGGCGAGAGCGAGUCCCGAGAAUUCCUGCGUCAGGAUCUCGGCGCCAGCUCACUGGAUUGCAACGUUGGCCUCGCGUUCUCCGGCACCGUUCUGGCCAACGAGUCGACUCCCGGCGGUCCGCGGCCGACCGGCGCAUCGGCGUGCCGCGGCCACCACCGCCUCCACUGCCUCCGCCACCACGUUCACCCCCACCAAGGUUCACGGGCGUCUCGACAGCAGCAGCAGCGGCGGCGGCGGCGGCCUCGGUGGAGCGCGUCACGCGAGCUCGCCUGCUCGCGGACGCUCGGCACCGGCGGCCAAAUCGGCCACCGAGAGGAGUUGGCCCAGUUUGGCCAUCGGAGGGCCGCUCCGCCGACGCGCUCCGCCACCGACAGCGAUUCCUGUGGCGAGCUCGCCUCGAGCGACUCGGCAGAUUCCAGCGCCGGGCGCCGGUCGGGCACUGGCGCACCGCUGCGUUUUUGCUCCGGAGGCGCCGGCCGCUCGAUCCGCGCCAUCGUCAGCAGGGGCAGGCAAACAACCGGGGCCGCGGUGCGCUUGCUGAUGUCCCUGGGCGCUUUCGACUUCGCGAACGGCCUCACGGUCGCCAGCCUUUGCUUCUUGGUCACGCUCACGCUGUGCCUCGCGUACCUGUGGCUCAUCUCCAGCCACGCGGUGUCUUGCGUCCACGUGAAGAGCUUUGGGAAGGCGGUGGCGUGUUCGGGCCCGGUGCCGGUGUAAAGAGCGAGGCGUGAGCGCAGGAGAAGUGCGGGUGCUCGAGUUGCGAGCGACGAUUGUACGCGCUUACGGAGGGCGGAGGAAUGGUUGGAGUCGCAAGAUGGCAUUUUCAAGCGCGACGGGGCAAGGAUUUGUGAUUGCUGGAUUUAAUUGCAAAUAAAAACGGUGGCUAA
Messenger RNA from Petromyzon marinus (sea lamprey), 1365 nucleotides. RefSeq lists its product as uncharacterized. NCBI's taxonomy places the organism in Eukaryota, Metazoa, Chordata, Hyperoartia, Petromyzontiformes, Petromyzontidae. The record is from RefSeq and is a predicted model, not a curated record.